UAAUAUCCGCACAGCCCUAUAUAAACGGGAAAUACUGACGAGUAUGGAGAUUCCCCGAGAUUCUCGGAUAUUUCUACGGGCUAUAUUUUUCACGAAGUUUUAUGCAUUUGCUCGUGUAUUUGGUAUUGUAAAGCAUUAUUUGUGAGUUAAAAAUAAUUAAAAAAUAUGAGUGACAGUGAUUCUAGUAGUUCUAGUAGUAGUACAUCCAAGAGUAUAUCUCUUCCAGGACCUAGCAAGAAAAGAAAGGUUUAUAAGCAAAAUUUUAAAAAGGAAUGGAAAAAUAUACCGGGUUUGCAAUGGAUCGAGAACAGCAGAAAGGGGACAGGCUUUGCCUGGUGCGAUUACUGUAAAUGUGAUGUUAAGGUAUCUGCAGGGAAAACCCAACUAGUAAAACAUUCUGAGACUGAAAAGCAUGUUAAAGCUUUGCAGAGAGCAUCAAUGGGCAAGCAAAGUCAAGUAAAAAUAAGUCAAAUGUUUGCAGAAAGUUCUAAAAAAAUAAGCAUUGAAGAAAAAGCGAAAGAAGGAAUUAUAAGAACUGCGGGGUUUCUAGCCGAACAUAAUCUCCCUAUGAAUUUGAUGGAGCAUUUCAUCGAUUAUCUCAAUGCUGUAGGCACUGAUUCAGAUAUUGUCAAACAAAUGAAAUGUAAACGAACAAAGAUGUCAAGAGUUUUACAAAAAGUUACAGGCUUGUCUCAAGAAUCUUGGCUACUUGGCCUAAUGAGGGAUAAUAAAUUUAGCAUUAUCAUAGAUGAGUCUACUGAUAACUCGUGCACCAAACAUUUAUGUUUAGUUGUAAGAAUGUGCAUUAAUUUUGACAUUAAAGACAACUUUUUGGCGUUAAUCCCAGUAGUAGAGACCACAGGGGCUGCACUUUAUGAAAUUUUAAUCAACUUCCUUACCGAAAAUGGUGUUCCAUAUAAGUCAAACUUUAUUGGCUUUGCUUCAGAUGGAGCGAGCAACAUGGUUGGCGUUAAUAAUUCUGUGGUCAGUCGAUUGCGAGAAAAUAUUCCAGGUAUAUUCAUAAUGAAAUGCAUAUGCCAUAGCUUUCAUUUGUGUGCAUCAUAUGCAUGCCACAAGUUGCCUGAGGAAGUGGAACAAUUUGCGAGAGAAGUAUAUAACUAUUUUUCAAAUAGUCCGAAGAGAGUGGAAGAAUAUAAGGAAUUCCAGGAAUUUGCAAAUGUCUCAAUAUCGAAGAUUUUACAUCCUAGCCAGACACGUUGGUUAUCUCUGGAAUGCGUGGUUAAAAGGCUUCUUAAUCAAUAUAAAGCUUUGAGGUUGUAUUUCGUAGAUCAGGCGUCUCUUAAAAUCAGUCAAGCAAAUAUUAUUUUAGAAAAACUAAACACGCCCGAAAAUAAAUUAUACUUAUCAUUUUUAUCGCAUGUACUACCUAUUUUUAAUAGCUUAAACAAAUUAAUGCAAAGCGAAUCGCCCAAAAUUCACGUUAUUUAUAAAGAGGUUGCUAGAACAGUUAAAACAAUUUUAGAUUAUUAUAUUAAGGACGAAUAUCUAAAUGCCAACAUUGAAAAUAUAGAUUUUAAAGACCCUAGACUUUUUUUAAAUUUAAAUGACAUGUACUUUUCUGCCCACAUAAACUCUGCCGAUCUGGAGAAAAACCGACUCGACAUGGUAAAAUUAAGAUGUCUAGACUUUUAUAUUGAGAGUGUGGAGCAAAUAUUGUCAAGAUUUCCACUUAAAAACUCUGUGUUUCAGAAAUUAGAAUUUCUAGAUCCUGAGGUAGUUAAAUCAAGAAAAAUCAGGUCUAUAAGUAAUGUUUCUAUGUUGUUUCAAAAUUUAAUUCCUGCUGAUAUGCAAGUUAUUGACAAUGAAUGGUUGUUACUUAGAAAUUAUGAAAUUAAUUUUACCUGGAAAGGUAUUUGCGAUUUUUGGGGUAAAAUUGCUAAGAUUAAAUGUGUGGAAAAUACAGAAUCCCGGUUUCCCAAUUUAAGUAAUUUUGUGUUUAAUUUAUUAACUUUGCCGCAUUCCAGUGCUAACGUAGAGAGGGUGUUUAGUCAGAUAAAUUUAAACAAAACAAAACAAAACAGAGAAAUCGGUUGA
Molecule: messenger RNA, 2055 nt
Organism: Anthonomus grandis grandis
Lineage: Eukaryota; Metazoa; Arthropoda; Insecta; Coleoptera; Curculionidae
Exons: 3
Coding region: 166-2055 (629 amino acids)
Molecular function (GO): protein dimerization activity
Source: RefSeq, a predicted model, not a curated record